UCUGCCCAUUGUGCCUGGCGCGCAAGGGGCUAGUGUAUCCGGACCUGGAGAGUCCCAGCGCGAACCGGGAGCCGAGCGGAGGUGGAGGAGAUGGCUUCCCAGCCACCUCCUCCCCCGAAACCCUGGGAGACCCGCCGAAUUCCUGGGGCCGGGCCAGGACCAGGACCUGGGCCCACUUUCCAAUCUGCUGAUUUGGGUCCUACUUUAUUGACAAGACCUGGACAACCUACGCUUACCAGAGUGCCCCCACCUAUUCUUCCAAGGCCAUCACAGCAGACAGGAAGCAGCAAUGUGAAUACUUUCAGACCUGCUUACAGUUCAUUUUCUUCAGGAUAUGGUGCCUAUGGAAAUUCAUUUUAUGGAAGCUAUAGCCCUUAUAGUUAUGGAUAUAAUGGGUUGGGCUAUAACCGCCUUCGUGUAGAUGAUCUGCCACCUAGUAGAUUUGUUCAGCAAGCUGAAGAAAGCAGCAGAGGUGCAUUUCAGUCCAUUGAAAGUAUUGUGCAUGCAUUUGCCUCUGUCAGUAUGAUGAUGGAUGCUACCUUUUCAGCUGUCUAUAACAGUUUCAGGGCUGUAUUGGAUGUAGCAAAUCACUUUUCCCGAUUAAAAAUACAUUUCACAAAGGUUUUUUCAGCUUUUGCGUUAGUUAGGACUAUAAGGUAUCUUUACAGACGAUUGCAGUGGAUGAUAGGUUUAAGAAGAGGCUCUGAGAAUGAGGACCUAUGGGCAGAAAGUGAAGGAACUGUGGCUUGCCUUGGUACUGAGGACAGAGCAGCUAACUCAGCAAAAUCUUGGCCAAUAUUCUUGUUCUUUGCUGUUAUCCUUGGUGGUCCUUACCUCAUCUGGAAACUGCUGUCUACUCAUAAUGAUGAAAUAACAGACAAUACGAACUGGGCAAGUGGUGAGGAUGACCAUGUAGUUGCUAGAGCAGAAUACGAUUUUGCUGCUGUAUCUGAAGAAGAGAUUUCCUUCCGUGCUGGUGAUAUGCUAAACUUAGCUCUGAAAGAACAGCAACCCAAAGUACGUGGUUGGCUUCUGGCUAGUCUUGAUGGUCAAACAACAGGACUUAUACCUGCUAAUUAUGUCAAAAUUCUUGGUAAAAGAAGAGGUAGAAAAGCAGUGGAAUCCAGCAAAAUUUCCAAGCAGCAACAACCUUUUAACAACACAACACUAACUAAAGGAGCCACAGCUGCUGAUUCUUUGGAUGAACAGGAAGCUGCCUUUGAAUCUGUUUUUGUUGAAACUAAUAAGGUUCCAGUUGCACUUGAUUCCACUGGGAAAGGUGGAGAUAAACAAGAUCUUUGAUAUCUUUCCUGUUUGCCUGCAGUUGAACUAUACUUUUUAAAAAUUACUUCUUACAAAGAAAUUAAUCUACAAUCCAAUGAACACAUUUGUUAACGGCUAUUCCAGGUGUUUUGCUGCUAGAAAUUAUUAAAGCUGUACACUAGUGUGUUGGUCUGGUGA
Molecule: messenger RNA, 1461 nt
Organism: Mustela erminea (ermine)
Lineage: Eukaryota; Metazoa; Chordata; Mammalia; Carnivora; Mustelidae
Gene: PEX13
Product: peroxisomal biogenesis factor 13
Exons: 4
Coding region: 91-1302 (403 amino acids)
Biological process (GO): protein import into peroxisome matrix, docking
Cellular component (GO): peroxisomal membrane; peroxisome; peroxisomal importomer complex
Molecular function (GO): protein binding
Source: RefSeq, a predicted model, not a curated record